AUGAAUAAAUACAACAGUGGAGAAGACAGAAAUCAUUGGAAAGAUUGGAAAAAGGAAAAAUCGAAAAACCAGAUAGUGUCAGACGCAAUUGAAACAAACGUCAAAAUACAUGAGAAAUUUAAUUCUACAUUUGAUGAAUCUGGUGGGAGCUCUCUUCAAAAGCCUCUAAGGCUAAAACGGAAAUUGUCUAAGCGCGAAACAGGCAUAUCAUAUGAAUUUGUAGAUAACGACAAUAUAGAUGAUAUCGAAGAAUUUCAUGCAGAAAAGAAAUUAGAAGACCAUCGGAUUAUGAUGGAUUGGCACUCCUAUUCGAAGAGUCUAAAGAAGAUAUGA
Funneliformis caledonium is the source of this 333-nucleotide messenger RNA. Lineage: Eukaryota; Fungi; Glomeromycota; Glomeromycetes; Glomerales; Glomeraceae. The record is from the annotation of a GenBank genome assembly.